AUGAUUAAUGAGUUCCGACGUGGCAUUGGUGUCAAUCUCCUCAUCGCUACCCAAGCCGCACUUAGAUCCGAUCUUCCUCGUUGCAGUCUCGUUGUCUGCCUUCAGCCUCCAACAUGUCUUGCAGAUUACCUCGCUUCUAAGGCACGAUCUCGCCUUGUUGGUGCAGGAGCAACUUUGGUGCAUCUAGUCGAGGAAUCUGGUCAUCUUGAGCCAGAAUAUAAUAAUGAGAUUGUGAGGAAUAAUUCACCCGCAAUGUCUUUGAAUAAAAAUAAGGUUGAUGGAAUAUCGAAGGAAAAUAUUUCUGUUGUGCCUGUUCAACGAGGCGAUCACAUAUUAGAGAGGUAUUUAUUAAUUGCAUUAAUAUCCUUGUACUAUUACACCAUUCGAUUGAUAUUUCACAUAUCUUACACAUUUGGUACUGGCUGCUUAGCUUAUUUAAAUUUUAUUCUGGAUACCUGUGCCUUUCGAUUAAUAUCAUAG
Messenger RNA from Protopolystoma xenopodis, 480 nucleotides. The record is from the annotation of a GenBank genome assembly. NCBI's taxonomy places the organism in Eukaryota, Metazoa, Platyhelminthes, Monogenea, Polystomatidea, Polystomatidae.